Messenger RNA from Bacidia gigantensis, 1431 nucleotides. RefSeq lists its product as uncharacterized. Gene Ontology annotation, molecular function: polyubiquitin modification-dependent protein binding. The record is from RefSeq and is a predicted model, not a curated record. Lineage: Eukaryota; Fungi; Ascomycota; Lecanoromycetes; Lecanorales; Ramalinaceae. Bases 1 to 1431 code for a protein of 476 amino acids. The transcript has 2 exons. Gene Ontology annotation, cellular component: cytosol. Gene Ontology annotation, biological process: ubiquitin-dependent protein catabolic process.
AUGUCAGACGACGCCCCCAAUACUGAUGAAACUCCUGUCACCUUCAAUAUCAAGUCGUCUGCCGAUGCGAAAUAUGUCAUAACGAUUCCACUGUCUACCACUGUCUCAGACCUCAAACAGAAACUAUCUACCUCGGACUAUGCAGACAUCCCGACUGACCGCCAACGAUUGAUAUACAGUGGCCGUGUGCUCAAGGAUGCGGAUACCCUCGCAUCUUACAAGAUCAAAGAGGGGAACACAAUACACCUGGUCAAAGGAGCAGCUAGUAACCAACGGCAGAACCCGCCCAAUUCAGGGACAAGCAAUGUCCCCGGAAGUUCACCACCCGCAGGUGGUGUACCUACCAAUAUAGCGGCUGGCACAGGCAGGGAUCCACUUGCUGCUCUUACAGGGGCACGAUACGCAGGGUAUGCACAGAUGCCGAAUGCGAACAUGUUCGGUCCUGAUGGAGGGAUGGGCCCUCCGCCUGAUCCGGACCAGUUCGCAUCUAUGCUAGAGAACCCUCAGUUUGCUUCCCAAUUUAGCGAAGCUCUGUCCAACCCCGACGUGAUAGAGCAGAUGGUUCGAAUGAAUCCCAUGUUUCAAGGGCCCAUGGCACAGCAGGCUCGUGAAAUGCUACGGGACCCAGCUUUUAGGAGAAUGAUGACAGACCCAGAAACCUUAAGAAGUAUGAUGAACAUGAGACGGAAUAUGCCUGGCCUCUUCGGCGGGAUGGGAGGUAUGGGCGGAGCUGGUGGUGGUAAUCAAGCAUUUCCCAUGCCAGGGACUGCCGAAGGCGGAGGCAAUGCGGCAGAGGGACAGCAAGAUCAAGACUCGGCGCCACCGCAACCACAGCCUAAUCCGUUCGCAAUGUUCGGCAAUCCAGCUGCUGGAACAGGUGCAGGAGCUGGUGCGGCCGCAAACCCCUUUGCCUCUAUUUUUGCCGGAGGUUCGGGACCAAUGGGAGGAGACUCGAGGCAGGCAGAGUCACAAGGAGCUCCAAGUCCCACACCAGCAACAGCUACAAAUUCGGGUCAAAAUCCGCCGCAACAACAAGGGCAACAAGCCGCCCAGAAUCCUUUUGCAGCCACAUCUCAAAUGUUCGCACAGAAUCCACAGAUGAUGCAGCAGAUGAUGGCAUCAAUGGGCCUUGGCCAGGCUGGUGCCUUGCCUGGGCCGAACAAUCCAAAUGCUGGUGGAGCUAACCCACAACAAGCGCAGUAUAAUCCUUUCGCAGCUCUUCAAGCAAUGGGUGCCCUCAACGGUGGCGGGCUUGGCGGCUUCAACGCCCCCCCUCAGCCUCAAGAUGAUAGACCGCCGGAGGAGCGCUAUGCGGAGCAGCUGAGGCAACUGAACGAUAUGGGCUUCUACGAAUUUGAGCGGAAUGUGGAAGCAUUGAGGCGUACGGGAGGAAGCGUACAGGGAGCGGUGGAGUACCUACUAACGCAUUGA